This is a messenger RNA of Leptosomus discolor (cuckoo roller), 2858 nucleotides long. The record is from RefSeq and is a predicted model, not a curated record. NCBI's taxonomy places the organism in Eukaryota, Metazoa, Chordata, Aves, Leptosomiformes, Leptosomidae.
AUGCUCAUAAAAUUUCUCUUCCAGGUGAAACAGGCAACCAACCAAAUUGUGAUGAACUGUGCUGACAUUGACAUUAUUACAGCUUCCUAUGCGCCACAAGGAGACGAAGAGGUACAUGCCACAGGGUUCAACUAUCAAAAUGAGGAUGAAAAGGUUACUCUCUCCUUUCCCAGUACUCUCCAGAAAGGGACAGGGACGCUAAAGAUAGACUUUGUAGGGGAGCUGAAUGAUAAAAUGAAAGGUUUUUACCGAAGUAAAUACACCACCCCUACUGGAGACACACGCUAUGCUGCUGUCACUCAGUUUGAGGCUACUGAUGCUCGCCGAGCUUUCCCUUGCUGGGAUGAGCCUGCUAUUAAGGCAACGUUUGAUAUUUCUUUGGUGGUUCCUAAAGACAGAGUAGCUUUGUCAAAUAUGAAUGUCAUCGACCGAAAGCCAUACCCAGAUGAUGAGAACCUGGUGGAAGUGAAGUUUGCUCGCACCCCUGUCAUGUCGACGUAUCUCGUAGCGUUUGUGGUGGGAGAGUACGACUUCGUAGAGGCCCGGUCCCUGGACGGCGUCUUAGUGCGUGUUUACACUCCCGUUGGCAAAGCGGAGCAAGGAAAGUUUGCGUUAGAGGUUGCUGCUAAAACUCUGCCUUUUUAUAAGGACUACUUCAAUGUUCCUUACCCUCUUCCUAAAAUUGAUCUCAUAGCUAUUGCAGACUUUGCUGCUGGUGCCAUGGAGAACUGGGGCCUUGUUACUUAUAGGGAGACUGCGUUGCUCAUUGACCCCAAAAAUUCCUGUUCUUCAUCUCGCCAGUGGGUUGCUCUGGUUGUAGGACACGAACUUGCUCAUCAGUGGUUUGGAAACCUUGUGACCAUGGAAUGGUGGACCCAUCUCUGGCUGAAUGAAGGAUUUGCCUCCUGGAUUGAGUACCUAUGUGUAGAUCACUGUUUCCCAGAGUACGAUAUCUGGACUCAGUUUGUUUCUGCUGAUUACACACGAGCUCAAGAGCUUGAUGCCUUAGACAACAGUCAUCCUAUUGAAGUUAGUGUUGGCCAUCCCUCCGAAGUAGAUGAAAUAUUCGAUGCUAUUUCUUACAGCAAGGGAGCAUCUGUAAUCCGAAUGCUACAUGACUACAUUGGUGAUGAGGACUUUCGGAAAGGAAUGAAUUUGUAUUUAACGAAGUUCCAGCAGAAGAACGCCGCUACAGAGGAUCUCUGGGACAGCCUGGAAAAAGCUAGUGGUAAACCUAUUGCUGCUGUGAUGAAUACAUGGACCAAACAAAUGGGAUUUCCGCUCAUUUACGUGGAAGCUGAACAGCAAGAAGAUGACAAAGUGUUGAAGUUAGUCCAGAAGAAAUUCUGUGCCAGCGGACCAUAUACCGGGGAGGACUUCCCCAUGUGGAUGGUCCCCAUCAGUAUUUGUACAAGCGAUGACCCCACCUGUGCCAAAAUGCAGAUACUGAUGGACAAACCAGAGCUCACUUUGGUGUUGAAAGACAUCAAACCAGACCAGUGGGUGAAGUUAAACCUUGGAACAGUGGGGUUUUACCGCACUCAGUAUAGCCCUGACAUGCUGGAGAGUUUAAUACCAGCGAUCAAAGACCUCUCCCUACCCCCUGUGGACAGGCUUGGCCUGCAGAAUGAUCUUUUCUCUCUGGCCCGAGCUGGAAUCAUUAGCACUGUAGAGGUUCUAAAAGUCAUGGAAGCUUUUGUGAAUGAGCCCAAUUAUACUGUGUGGAGCGACCUCAGCUGUAACCUGGGGAUUCUCUCAACUCUCUUGUCCCACACAGACUUCUAUGAGGAAAUCCAGGUGUUCGUGAAAGAUGUCUUUUCACCAAUAGGGGAGAGACUGGGAUGGGACCCCAAACCUGGAGAGGGUCAUCUAGAUGCCCUUCUGAGAGGUCUGGUCUUGGGCAAACUAGGAAAAGCUGGGCACAAGGCAACAUUAGAAGAAGCCCGACGCCGAUUUAAGGACCACGUGGAAGGCAAACAUGUGCUGUCAGCUGAUCUGAGGAGUCCUGUAUAUGUAACUAUUUUGAAGCACGGAGAUAGUACUACUUUAGACACUAUGCUGAAGCUUCACAAGCAAGCAGACAUGCAGGAGGAGAAGAACCGAAUUGAACGCGUCCUUGGAGCCAUCUCUCAACCAGAACUGAUUCAAAAAGUUCUCACCUUUGCACUUUCAGAAGAGGUACGUCCCCAGGACACGGUAUCUGUUAUUGGUGGAGUGGCUGGAGGCAGCAAGCAGGGGAGGAAAGCUGCUUGGAAAUUUGUAAGGGACAAUUGGGAGGAACUUUAUAAUCGAUACCAAGGUGGAUUCUUAAUAUCCAGACUAAUAAAGCUAACAGUGGACGGAUUUGCAAACGAUAAAAUGGCCGCAGAAGUUAAGGCCUUCUUUGAGAGCCACCCGGCUCCGUCGGCAGAACGCACUGUCCAGCAGUGCUGUGAAAAAUUGAACGCCGCUUGGCUGAAGCGGGACGCCGAGAACAUCCACCAAUAUUUCCUGCAGCGCAAGGCCCCGCCAGCCAUGGUGUGAAUCCGUGCAUGCCACUGCUGCAGUCCUGCUGCCGCCUCAUGGGGAGAGGGAGGAGCUACCCAACAGCUGAUUCAUAUGCCAAGAAUUUGGAGUCUUUUUCUCAAACCAAUGGGGAUUGGACAAUGAAUGUAGUUAACUGGUUCCUGCUCACACUCCAGAUUUAAAUUCUAUUAAAAUUAUCAGCAAUUCAGCAAAAAAAAAAAAAGAGAAAGAAAGAAAGAAAAAUCUGUAAAUAUGAUAGUAAUAAAAUAGAGCAUAACAAAACUGUGAAACUUCCUCAAGCCUUGUCAGUGGUUAAAAUAUUUAACACCCCUCUCCUGACACUCUUAUUGACA